GAACCGCCGCCCGGAGCUCGCAACGUCGCGUUAGUGAACGGCUACCCGUCGCCGGCUCCGGGUGUGUGUGUCAAAGUCAAAAUAUCCGAGAAGAACGGUCAAAAAUUCAUAUUUCGCUUGAAAAUACUAGAAAUCUAUAGUUUUGUACACAUUGUGCUGUGUUCGACCGCUAUACCAAACGUUAACAAAUUCUAAAUCUUAUUUUCUACGGCGUACGGCACGCUGUUGUAUUAACAUCGACAACGAAUCGUUGAAGUAUGGAAACGCCAGUCGAAGUGACUGACUGAAUAUAUAUUUGCAAGAUAAGACAACGCUGGAUACAUUUACUGCUAUUUGAUUUGCUGGCAGCAAUAAUAAUGAAUGGCCUUAAAUAACUUUUGCCCUCACUAUUUGCCUUUCAAAGGCAUAUCGAGUUUUUAUUACCGGAGUGAAAACAAAGAAGAAUUCAGACGAAUACCGACUUAAUGGUAAUUUUAUAGAUAUACCGCGUUGAUAACAAUAACGUACCUUCAUAACGUUACAAGCGACGUUAUUCCUCGCAAGUCGUGAAGUGACUAAUGCCAUUCAUAAGUGCCUGUUUGUCUCAAAAAUAUCUACCUGGACAGUGCUCAAAAAUAUGUUGACUAGAGCGUAUUGCAUACCGGCUGAUAGAUAACGUAUUUUCGUAACGUAACCAAUAACGUCAACAAAUUGUGUAUCGCACGCAGUUAUUUUACCAAUUUGUAACGUUUUUUAGUUUUGUAACAUUUGAAAAAGACUUGAAAUCGUAAGGAAGGACUUAUGAACUAUUUAUUUAGGGCAUGCUGUUGCCUAUAGCGAUGGAUUUUGAUACAGAGAAGUUUAUCAACGAGAUACAGAACCGGCCUACGAUUUGGAACUCGAAAUGUUCCGAGUACGUGGACAGGGAGCUGAAGUUGCAGGCGUGGAACGAGUUGGUGGAUCAGUAUGCGGGAGACGAAGCGCUGACGAGGGAGGAAAGGAAACGAGUGUGCGUGCAUCUUCAGAAAAAAUGGCGAAACAUUCGCGACUGCUUCGUCAAAACCCACAAAGCAAGAAGCAAGCCAGGCAACGACAAGAAAAAAGUAACACAAUACGCGUUCUACGACCACCUCAUGUUUUUAGCCGACGUCGCAUCUAGCAAAGACUCAAAUAACGUUAUUAACGUUGCCGAAAUUAAAAACGAAGUUAUACAUAACGAAGACGACGACCCGUUGUCAGUUGUUAAUCGGGUAUUUAAAAAAAAGAAAAUAGAAAUACAUGUUGAUCCUUUCUCAGACGGCGAUUCCGGGACAUCAAAUAAGAGAGAGAGAACGCAAGAGAGGGAAAGCGAUAUUAUUACGGAAGAUGAAGACCAAUUGUUUUUCUUGUCUUUGGUGAAAGAGUUUCGUAAGAUACCGGACCAUUUGCGAAUACAAGCGAAAAUAGAUAUUUUGAAAGUGAUCAAAGAUGCACAGUUUGCGGAUUGGACAGGGCAUGGGACGGACGAUUCUCAAUAUUAUUGAAAUUAACCUUUAUUGAUUCCCAGCCAACGAACAGAAUAACUUAAGUCUGAAUGAAGCUCAAAAAUUACCCAACGUGUAUUGUUUGUGUCCACGAUCACGGGCAGAUUUGUCAAAUCUAACCUUUAAUAACAUGAAAUUACGAUUCAAGUCACGCGUCAUCGUGAAUGACACGAUCUGUAUUGUGUUUGUGCCGUGAACGCCUCAGCUGUACCACAAAAUAAAUAAUAGUACUACCGUACCUACAGAAAUGACACUUAUUACAAAACCGAAGUUUGACAGCGAUUCAGGGACGAAUUAUGCUGUCCCUUUCUAAUGUAUGGCACUAUCAACUGCUGGUUGGCUGGUAGAGAAUGCCUUAAGACAUUAAGUGCGCUAUUUGUACUUUUUUGUAUUGUGCAAUAAAGGUUAAAUAAAUAAAUAUCCCUUUCGGCUAUUUAGGGUUUUGAAAAUUCAAGUCAUUAUCUUAUCUGUGGUCGUGCACGGAUAGGGACGUCAAGUUGUGCCAACCCUAAUAAUUGCUCGGAGCAAUGCUGAGGGCCUACCGGGAACCACGUUCGACGUGUUGCCUCCCUGUCACACUUACGUACGAAUUUACAAGUGCGACAGAGAGGCAACACGUCGAACGUGGUUCGCGGUAGGCCCUCUGAGCCGAAAGGAGCCGAGAAUGACCGAAAGGAGGCGUGUCGCCAGUCGCCACACAGGCUGUACUUCGCGCUUGACGACGUCAAAAAAAUAUUGUGAUAACUUGUGAUGCUGCACAAUAUUAGUGAACAACCACUUUUUCUAUUGUAUACGCAUUUGGUAAUAUACAAAGCUGCAAAAAAAGUGACAGUACUAUCCAGUUCUAUGUACAGUCACGUCUGAAAAUAUCUAUACGAAACAUGUGCCAAAAAUAUGUAUACACUGCCCAUAUAGGGCCAUAAAGUCAUGUACCUAUACAUAUUUUGGGCACUUUUUUCGUGUCGAUAUUUUCAGACGUGACUUCGUGAGUCAACAUAUCCAUGCUCACAGUUUUGCUGAGUGUGCAUGCGUGUUGAUAUAUUAAAUUAUUGAAUUCCAUUAAUCCAGAAUUCCGGUAUAGAGGGAUUUAUAAUUAUUAAUUAUUGAAUUAAUACUGGUAUUAAAAAUAAGAAUAACUAGUUAUGAAAAACUUUUUUAAGCAAUUAAAUUCGCAUCAGAA
Messenger RNA from Cydia pomonella (codling moth), 2682 nucleotides. RefSeq lists its product as uncharacterized. The record is from RefSeq and is a predicted model, not a curated record. Gene Ontology annotation, molecular function: DNA binding. Gene Ontology annotation, cellular component: nucleus; transcription regulator complex. Bases 801 to 1502 code for a protein of 233 amino acids. Gene Ontology annotation, biological process: regulation of transcription by RNA polymerase II. NCBI's taxonomy places the organism in Eukaryota, Metazoa, Arthropoda, Insecta, Lepidoptera, Tortricidae. The transcript has 2 exons.